This is a messenger RNA of Cladophialophora immunda, 2496 nucleotides long. RefSeq lists its product as uncharacterized. NCBI's taxonomy places the organism in Eukaryota, Fungi, Ascomycota, Eurotiomycetes, Chaetothyriales, Herpotrichiellaceae. The record is from RefSeq and is a predicted model, not a curated record. Gene Ontology annotation, cellular component: nucleus. The coding region runs from base 1 to 2496 and encodes 831 amino acids. Gene Ontology annotation, biological process: DNA-templated transcription. Gene Ontology annotation, molecular function: zinc ion binding; DNA binding. The transcript has 4 exons.
AUGAUGUUGCGACAAGAACAACAGCAGCUUCCUCCGGCCCACCCGAUGUAUCUUGUGAAGCUUGUCGAAGACGAAAGGCGAGAUGGAUCGACCCAGAAGAAGCCGCGACGGUCGAAGAAGAGAAAGUCUCACGACGAAAAAACCGCGGGCGCACCGUGCGAUGAUAAUGCAACGACAGCACGCCGCGGUCAUCCGGACUCAAAUGGGGACGAAUUCUCAAUGGCUUCAGACAGUCAACCCACGGAAGGCUUUGCAUACCUGCAACCACUUGUCACCCCUGAGAUGCCACUGUCUCCAGACACUACUGCAGCAACAACGGUCAGCAAUCGACCAGAUAUCGCCACAAAGUCUUCAUUGUUCGGCAUGGAUCUUCAACCUGGGUCGGAUAACUCCUUGAUCAAAUCAAGACUUUGGUCGCAGCCUGUCCACGAGACAGUAUCCCAGGAUGCCAUUAUCAGCGUGUCCAUGCGUGAUUCAGACGCGAUGCUGCACGCCUCCCACGCUUUGAACAUCUCCCCUGCCGUGCUGGAGAGAUUGAUCGAUGCGUAUUUUGCCAACAUGACCGCAUUCUCCUUGUUCCAUCGGACAACAUUCCCAGAGAAGCUCAAGCAGAUGGGGCCGUCCCUCUAUUUAUACGCUCUCCUAGCGUCGAUGUGCUCUUUUUCUGCCCGCUUUGUCACUGAUGCCGAAGACCAGGUCGGAAUGAACCACUUCAACCAAGAACCGAGCAAAAUCCCCUGCGCGGAACAUUUCCACCAGGUAGCCUUGCGUUUCGAAGAAGAAUCAUUGACUCAGUGUUCGGACGGCACUCCGCCUCUGGAGUUCCUGCAAGCAAUUAUCUUGACCACUUGGUUCCAAUUGACCAAAGGGGUCCAUGGUCGCGCCUGGAGGUGGCUGGGAACUUGCAUUCGUGUGGCAUAUGAGUUGAACCUGCACUGUAUUGACGCACACAAGCCCGAAGGCUAUGUCCCUCGCACUGAGGCCGAGAUCUUGGCCUGGAGCCAGGAGGAAGAACGUAGACGCUGCUGGUGGGCGGUCUGGGAGAUGGAUUGCUUUGCAAGCACGAUCCGACGAGUCCCCACUGGACUCAGCUGGACACAAAGCUCGACUUUGUUGCCAGUGGAAGAUCAAUUUUGGUUCCGGCAGAAUUUCCAUCCCAGCUGUUUUUUGCCGGCAAAGCCUGGGGACCGGUGGCAAGCUCUUCAACGAAGUGGGAAUGAAAGCCCCGUGGCUUGGAUCAUCGUCAUGAUCUCACUGUCCCGGAAUGCCCAGACACUUUCACUAUCAGAGAAAACGCUUAGCGAAACACUAGACAAAGACGACUCUACCAUCAACCACGCAUCCGAAGCCUGGAAGACGGCAAGCAACACCGAGGAAGAGCUGGAACUGCUCUCGCACACUCUACAGUGCACGCUUCUUGCACUUCCAGACUCCUUGCAAUAUCACAACGAGGCUCUCAGGUUUACCUCUGUGGAUUGCGAUCAAAGCCCCGUCAGCAGCGUGUUAGAUCACGCCAGAUAUAGCAUUUAUGUCCUGACAGAACUCACAAAGUUCAUGAUUGCCCACCACUACACGUUCCACAAGGGCGCGAAGCCUGCUAGACCGCCACACGGCAACGCAGAUAUGGAUAUACACGAGGCAAACAGCCAACCCGGAAUUCUCCUCAUGUGCACCACGCGCAAGCCCAACGUGCAAGGCUUGAAGCAGUAUGUCGAAGCUUCAAACAACAUUGUUUUCCUUUUGAACCGUUGCAGCAGCACGCACGUUCGUUACGUCAACCCAUUCCUAGCCACGACCAUCUGGCUGGCGGCGACUGUGCAGCUUCUCAAUAAAAAGUUCGGGCCUCCCCCCAGCGGCAGCCGAGACCUUGCCGACGCCAAAUUUAACGCCUUGAGACUCACAUACAAGCAGUUUGUCAGGUUCUGGAACACCCCCGUGGGCCUUCUACAGAUUCUAGACUCUCUAGAAGAGCGAUUUGACCGUCUGCUUGGGUCGGGGUCGAGGUCUCCCGUUGACGCUGUCAACAAGAGCUCCAACCACGGCGGGGUUCGCGACGAACGGCGGGUUUUCGGAUUUCCAGAGACAUCCAUCCGCUUUGGUGAUUCGUCCUCAACUGCCCAAAAGCGCCCUUCUCCUCCGUAUACGGGCGGUUUGACCGAGCCCAACCUGACCGGAUCUGGAGUGAACGCGAUGAUCGCUUCUUCUGUACACUCAUCUCAAGCAGCAGUCGACGAACAGCAUAAACACAUCUUACCGAGCUUCGGCCCGUCAGUUAUGCAGUUCCCACAGCCUGGCCUAUCUAGCGAAAACAAAACAGCUUGCCAGACGGGACCAGUGGACACAAAUGUCCAAUUCGACCACAGGACCGCAACUGAUCCAAUGUUGGAUCCCAUGGAUUUUCCUCUAAAUUUUGACUGCAACAACGAUGAUGAUCUAAAUCUCUAUCUCAAUAACCUUCUGUCAGGGUCAUAUUGUGGCAGCUUGGGCCCCUUGUAA